Cylicostephanus goldi is the source of this 408-nucleotide messenger RNA. NCBI's taxonomy places the organism in Eukaryota, Metazoa, Nematoda, Chromadorea, Rhabditida, Strongylidae. The record is from the annotation of a GenBank genome assembly.
AUGGCUUAUGUGUCGUGCGUAAAGCAAGCACUCGGUGCAACGAGAAUGUGGCCAGGAAAGCUUAGAAUCUAUAGGAGAGCACAUGGCUGGGUACGCGACGGAUUCUUUACAACCGACAAGUGGUGCGACUACGACUUCAUGCUACACGGAUGGAAACUUCAAACCGUAGGUGAUGAAGGGUGGGAAAGUCCUUUCAGAAAAAAUCUUGAUCCCUCAAAAUGUGGAAACGGCACAAAAGGCUGGGACUGGAUACCCACAAAACAUGUGAAUGUCACUGUAAUCAAAAACGAGCUUGCUCCUAUCGAGAAAAAUGCUGGCGAUACAUUUCCAAAUGCAGCAAGGGGUCUUGUGUAUCUCGCUAUGCCGGACGUUGGCAAAUGCUAUCCAGACUGUGACAAGGACUUAUAA